CUCCUCCUCGUUUUCAUUGGUUCUCCCUCCCGGCUUGAGAGUUUUCCCGCGCGUCUUCUGGCGUUAAACAACACACUGCCCUGUCAGCCUUUUAGCGGCUGUAAGCUAGCUCAUCCUCCGCAGUUUAACACAAACAACCCGUAACGGUGCUUUUGCGGCAGAUAAUGUCCUCCCAGAAUUACGACUCGGCCUGUUUACCGGACUUAUUGCCGCUGUACUACCGACGGCUGUUCCCCUUCUCACAGUACUACCGAUGGCUGAACUACGGAGGAGUGCAGAAGAACUACUUUCAGAAUCGAGAGUUCUCCUUCACGCUCAAAGAUGACAUCUACGUCCGCUACCAGUCGUUCAGCACGCAGACUGAGCUGGAGAGGGAGAUGCAGAAGAUGAACCCCUACAAGAUUGACAUCGGAGCCAUUUACAGUCACAGGCCCAGUCAACACAACACCGUGAAGUCGGGAACCUUCCAGGCCCUGGAGAAGGAGCUGGUGUUUGAUAUCGAUAUGACAGAUUACGAUGACGUCAGAAGCUGCUGCAGUGCUGCAGACAUUUGCUGCAAGUGCUGGACCCUGAUGACCAUCGCCAUCCGGAUCCUAGAUCGGUCUCUUCGAGAUGACUUUGGUUUCCAGCAGCUGCUGUGGGUUUAUUCCGGCAGAAGAGGAGUGCAUUGCUGGGUGUGUGAUGAAGGUGCCAGGAAGCUCUCUUCGGCAGCACGCUCUGCAGUUGCAGAAUACCUCAGUCUGGUCAAGGGAGGUGACGAGACGUUGAAGAAAGUUGUGCUCACAGAUCCAAUUCAUCCAUUUAUCAGAGAGUCUUUGGUGUUGGUGGAGCGGUACUUUUCCCGGUACGCACUACAGGAACAGGACAUUCUGGGCCGCAAGGAAUCUGUGGACAAAGUGUUGUCACUCAUACCUGAAGAUGCAAGAAAAGAAUUACAGCACUACUUCCAAAACGAGAAGAAACCAGAGACCCGUUGGAAACUGGUGAAGGAUCAAGCCGUGAGGAAGCAGGGCACUUCCAAAAAGGGCCAGCACUUUGAGAAAGAAAUCAUGCUGCAGUAUUGUUACCCGCGGCUGGAUGUGAACGUCAGUAAAGGAGUGAACCACUUGCUGAAGAGCCCCUUCAGCGUCCACCCCAAAACUGGGCGCAUUUCUGUUCCCAUGGACCUCAAAGAAUUGGAAACAUUUGAUCCAUUCGCUGUGCCCACCAUCAGUCAGAUCUGCGAGGAGCUGGAUCGACCAAGGUCGGGCGAAGAGGACGGGAAGUCAGAGGACGCCAAGGAGAAGGAAAACGAGAAGGAGGCAGCAGAGAGAAGAAGGAUCAGAGAUUACAAAAGAACGAGCCUGGCCAAGUAUGUAAAGUACUUUGAUCAGUUCCUCGAUGGGAUGGCUCGCUCGUGGAAAGGAGAACUUCUAAAAAAAAGUGAUGUUCAGAAAGACUUCUGAAGCAGAUCGACAAUCAGGAAGAGAUGCAGAGGACAAAUUGUUAAUCGCUCCCCACUUUCAUUAAACAUAAAACGCGGUAAUAACAAAUAAUUAAAAAAACCUAAGCAUAUAAUCUCCUCGCUCAAGGAUCUUUCUCGUCCGUUUAAAUUGUUGUGAUGUUUGCAUGUUUUUUUCUAUUGUACAGUCAUGUGUUGAAAAUAAAUUUGGUAUUUCCACUUUUUCAAAAUCU
Pungitius pungitius (ninespine stickleback) is the source of this 1674-nucleotide messenger RNA. RefSeq names its product DNA primase subunit 1 (gene prim1). Bases 165 to 1445 code for a protein of 426 amino acids. Lineage: Eukaryota; Metazoa; Chordata; Actinopteri; Perciformes; Gasterosteidae. Gene Ontology annotation, cellular component: alpha DNA polymerase:primase complex. The record is from RefSeq and is a predicted model, not a curated record. The transcript is spliced from 13 exons. Gene Ontology annotation, biological process: DNA replication, synthesis of primer.